Messenger RNA from Etheostoma spectabile (orangethroat darter), 2392 nucleotides. RefSeq names its product zinc finger protein 131 (gene zbtb35). Bases 191 to 1891 code for a protein of 566 amino acids. The transcript has 9 exons. Gene Ontology annotation, biological process: regulation of transcription by RNA polymerase II. Gene Ontology annotation, cellular component: nucleus. The record is from RefSeq and is a predicted model, not a curated record. NCBI's taxonomy places the organism in Eukaryota, Metazoa, Chordata, Actinopteri, Perciformes, Percidae. Gene Ontology annotation, molecular function: protein binding; DNA-binding transcription factor activity, RNA polymerase II-specific.
UCACUAAGCAACGCUUCUCGGCGUCCUUGACUUGGCAAAGGUUUCUGGGAAUCCGAGGCCCGAUGGUUGAACGACCGCCCUUUUUGGAGCAACGAGAGUAGAGCAGCGCUACAUUCGUCGAAGGACAUAUUACUGAAAAACAACUUUCUGAAGCAGCGUAACCAAACUUGAGAGAAGGAUAAGGUCAACAAUGGCGGCUGAGGUGGAGGUGGAGGGGGACGGAUGCAAUGAGUACCCAGCACAUUAUAAAGUCAUGAUGGACAAACUUAAUGAACAACGACAGCUGGACCAGUUCACCGACAUUACCUUGAUUGUGGAUGGACAUCAAUUCAGAGCCCAUAAAGCAGUGUUGGCAGCAUGCAGUCAGUUUUUCCACAAGUUCUUCCAGGAUUUUACCCAAGAGCCGCUGGUGGAGAUAGAAGGAGUGAGUAACGCAGCCUUUAGACAGCUGAUGGAGUUCACUUACACGGCAACACUAGUGAUAGUGGGAGAAGAGGAAGCCUAUGAUGUCUGGAAGGCUGCGGAAUACCUCCAGAUGCAGGAAGCCAUCAAGGCGCUCAACAAUAAGAUAAAUGAGAACCCCUCGCUGACAGCAAAGAGCAGAGGCAAAAAGAGGAAGAUUGCUGAGACAUCUAAUGUGAUUACAGAAACCCUGCCUUCAGUGGAUGGAGAUCAGGUGGAGAUUGAGGUGAUAGGGGAAGAGGCCGUCAAGGUGGAGGAGUCUGGGCUGGAGGAGGUGGUGGAUGCAGCAAGGAAUGCUCAGGCGGCAUCAGAUGACUCUGCUUUGGCUCUUCUUGCUGACAUAACCAGCAAGUAUCAGCAAGGGGAACCCACGCUACAGGUCAUUAGAAAUGGAGGAAUAGAAGAGGACGUGGUGUAUCAGGAGGAAACGGUGACCGCCUCCAAGGUGCUGGAAAAUGUCGAGGUCGUGGAGGUCCAGAUUUCCCAAGUGGACAACAUGUUCCGCUGCAACAAGUGUGACCGUAGCUUCAAGUUGUACUACCACCUCAAACAGCACUUGAAAACACACCUGGGCAUGCUUGAAAAGCCCCACGUGUGCAACCACUGCGGGAAAGCCUACACACGGGAGGGCGCCUUGAAGCAGCACAUUACCACGUUUCACUUUGAUGCAGAAGAGCUGUCUCGAAACCAGAAACCCCAGAAGAAAGUGCACGUUUGUGAAUACUGUAAAAAGCACUUUGACCACUUCGGCCACUUUAAGGAGCACUUGCGGAAGCACACUGGUGAAAAACCUUAUGAGUGUCCAGAUUGCCAUGAGCAUUUUGCAAGGAACAGCACACUGAAGUGCCAUAUGGCAGCCUGUCAGAAUGGGGCCGGAGCCAAGAAAGGACGCAAGAAACUCUAUGAAUGCCAGGUCUGCAGCAGUGUAUUUAACAGCUGGGACCAGUUCAAAGACCAUCUUGUGAGCCACACAGGCGUCAAGCCCAACCACUGCACUAUGUGUGACAUGUGGUUCACCCACCCAAAAGAGCUAAAGGCCCACCUAAAAGACGUCCAUUCCAUUGAGGACAGCAAGUCAUCUGAAGAAGUGGUCAUCACCGACUCUGCCGCGCUCGCCAUCGCAACGCAGAGCAUACAAGGAGGCGAAACUGUCCUGCUGGAUGAUGGAAUCCAGGUUGAACACGUCACGGUGGAGCCCGUGGAUGUGAUGGAGAUGGAGGAGACUGCAACGGUUGUGGUGGAGGACGGAGGGGUGGCAGAGAUGUGUGAGGAGGACGUGGAGAGACUAAAGCGGGCCGGGGUGCAGAUCCAGGUGGUGCACGUGACCACGACUGAAGUUGAUGGGCAGCAGGUGGUGAACUCUCAGGUGGAAGUUGAGUUGGAGGGUGAAGUGAAAGUUGAGGAGGAAAUACAAGCUGUGGUUGUAUGAGAAUGUCAGAAGGACUGUCUCAAACAACCUGCAGGACUGCACGUGGGAUACAGCAUGUCCCCUUAAAAGAUGUCCUGCUGUAUGCCACACAUGAAUGACUUGAUUUCCACCAUCUCUUACUCUUUGAACUCUGCGUUAUGGACAGAGUGACAGAGAGAGAUAAUUUCCUCCUAAGGAUCCUGUAUUUAUUUUUAAGCCGUUUGCCAUCAUAUCAUGUAUUUUUGAUGACUCUUUGGUGCUUCAUCAAUCUAUUUUCCUGUGUUUUUUCCUGUGUCCUUAUUUUACCUCAAAUGUAUAUGUUCUUUUAAUUUGGGUCACUUGCCAAGACAAUUUGACAAUGAAUGAAAUGUUCUUGUGGCCACUCAAACAGCGUAUGUAUGAUGCUGAUGUUCUUCAGUGCUAAUGCUACAGUUUUGUUCAAGCUUAUUUUCAUAUUGACUUCUAGUGUUUUUGUACAAACUCAUGGAAUAAAAUUGGUUUCCAGAAUGGACUACAAGUCUU